AUGUUCCAUGGAAAUUCUCAGGGUUCCCCUCAGUUGCGAAAGCUGUGCCUGUCCGUGUUUGAUGUGGAGGUGGGACCGGAAGAAGAAUUCUCAAUCGCUACUGCGAGCACUGGUGCCAAAGCGUGUCCUUCUGAUAUUCAGAUAUCCAAUAUUCAUUUUAGGUGGCUCAGCCUGGAUUGGAAAAAUUUGGAUCGCGUAACGUUCUACCGAAAUACCAUUUAUUUGGACGACUGUGUCGUACUUCUUAGAGAGGCUCCGGCUCUCAGGAACCUUGUACUUGUUGAUGUUAGUGACCCAGAGGAUACAGAAGAUUGGCGCGAGGACGCUUGGCCUCAGUACCCAAUUAUACACCAUGGACUUGAACGAUUUAGAUUUCAGGGGUAUAAGGGUCACGAGCUUGGGAGGUUUUUCAACAGCUUUGCGUUUCCUGGUCUCAAAAAUCUCGAACUCUACAAUAUCACAGAUCCCUCGUUGACGACCUACUUAAUAUCGCUCUUCAAAAGAUCACCCAUGCCCCAUUUCACAAAUUUGAAAGUCUUGCCACCUGCUAACGAUGACUAUACAACACUGGUCGAACUGUUGAAAGCAGUUCCGUUUCUCGAGCAUUUCGAUAUUCCAAACUCUCUUUCAAUUGAAAACGUCAUGAAAAUCCUUGAAGUUCUUGCCCACUCAGCCGUCAUAGUCGAUAACGAUGACGAUGAAAUUGAACCAUUUGACUCCUUCCUCCCAAAUCUUCAAAGUAUUUCUUACAGUGAAUCCAUGUUUGGAGAAUCAAUUCUCGACCACCCUUUAUUCUGGCUUAUCAUAUCCCAUAUAAAUGGUCCUCCCGAAGAGAUUAUUCAUUGGACUCCCAAUGCAACUGGCAGACGUCCUCUCAAACACAUAUCAAUUUCUUGCUUUAGGAGCUCCCUAACCGAGGAUUCUGCAAUAUGCACUGACGUAUUUAUUGUUAAACACUUGAUUGACCUAAUUGCAGCUGGGGUAAGGUUCGAAAUUGAAGAUGGUACGGUAGAUGUCAUCAAAGCAUCGAUGUCCUUUCAUGGUUUAGCUUCAUAG
This is a messenger RNA of Psilocybe cubensis, 1056 nucleotides long. RefSeq lists its product as uncharacterized. NCBI's taxonomy places the organism in Eukaryota, Fungi, Basidiomycota, Agaricomycetes, Agaricales, Agrocybaceae. The coding region runs from base 1 to 1056 and encodes 351 amino acids. The transcript has a single exon. The record is from RefSeq and is a predicted model, not a curated record.